GGCGGCGGGGAGGCGGCGGCGGCGGCCUCCGCCGAGGCCUGGGCCGGUCCGCCGCCGCCGCCGCUGCUGCUGCUCGGCCGAUGCGCCCGGCGCGCCCGCCAUGGACAAGAUCCUGGAGGGGCUGGUGAGCUCGUCGCACCCGCUGCCGCUGAAGCGGGUGAUCGUGCGGCGGGUGGUGGAGUCGGCGGAGACGCCGCUGAGCCAGGCGCAGUGCCGCGCCAUGUUCGCCCUCAGCACCCGGCUGGUGCUGCAGGGCCCCGACCCCUUCCAGCGGCAGGUGGGGCGGCAGGUGCUGGAGGCCUACGGGCGCUACCACCGCGCCGAGUUCGAGGCUUUCUUCGACCGCGGGCUCGUCCUCGGCCUCCUGCAGCGCGGCUACGGCGAGCUGAGCAACCGCGACCCCGCCAUCCUCGACUACAUCCAGGCGGGGCUGCGCCUCAUCAUGAGCUGCCCUUCGGUGCUGGAGCUCUUCGAGCUGCUGCAGGUCGAGGCGCUGCGGCUGGUGUGCGAGCGGCCGGCGCCGCCGCUCUGCGCCCGCCUCUGCCAGCUGCUGGGCGACUUCCCGCAGUGCCUGCCCCGCGGCAGGAAGCUCUCCCUCGCCUUCUGCCAGCAGCUGGUGCGCAGCAUCGCCCACUUCCAGAGCCAGGGCAGCCGGGAGGCCGAGUUGCGCCUCUACGUCUCGCAGGUCACGCAGGUCAGCGGGCUGCUGCGGAGCGUCUGGAAGGCCGAGCCCGACACCUUGCUGCCCUCGCUGCAGGAGCUCUUCGCCGUCAUCUCCGCCGCCGAUACUUCCUUUGAACCUUCCGUUGCACUGGCAAGUGUUGUGCAGCAUAUACCAUUACAGAUGAUUACAGUACUCAUCAGGAGCCUUACUACGGAUCCAAAUGUGAAAGAUGCAAGUAUGACUCAAGCUCUGUGCAGAAUGAUUGACUGGUUAUCCUGGCCUCUGGCUCAGCAUGUGGAAACAUGGGUGAUUGCACUGCUGAAGGGGCUGGCUGCAGUCCAGAAAUUUACCAUCCUGAUUGAUGUCACUCUGCUUAAAAUUGAGUUGGUCUUUAAUCGACUUUGGUUUCCUCUAGUGAGGCCUGGUGCCCUUGCUGUCCUUUCCCACAUGUUACUUAGUUUUCAGCAUUCUCCAGAAGCUUUUCAUUUGAUUGUCCCACAUGUGGUCAGCUUAGUUCACUCCUUCAAAAGAGACGGCUUACCUUCCAGUACUGCCUUUUUAAUGCAGUUGACUGAAUUGAUACACUGUAUGAUGUAUCAUUAUUCAGGAUUUCCAGAGCUCUAUGAACCCAUUCUGGAAGCUGUUAAGGAUAUGCCCAAACCCACUGAAGAGAAGAUUAAGUUGAUUCUCAGUCAGAGUGCCUGGACUUCUCAAUCCAGUUCUUUGCCAUCUUGUUUAUCUAGACUUUCUGGAAAAUCUGAAACUGGGAAGACAGGUCUAAUUAAUCUAGGAAAUACUUGCUACAUGAACAGUGUUAUUCAGGCACUUUUUAUGGCUACAGAUUUCAGAAGACAUGUUUUAUCUCUGAAUCUAAAUGGGUGUAAUUCACUAAUGAGAAAAUUACAGCAUCUUUUUGCAUUUUUGGCUCAUACCCAGAGGGAGGCAUAUGCUCCUAGAAUUUUCUUUGAGGCUUCCAGACCACCAUGGUUCACCCCUCGAUCCCAGCAGGAUUGCUCAGAAUAUCUCAGAUUCCUGCUAGACAGGCUGCAUGAAGAAGAGAGAACCUUGAGAGCAUUAUCUUCAGCAAAGACUUCUGAAAGUAUAGUGAGUGAAGAGUCCCAGACACAAGAAGCUGUCCAUAAAGCACAAGUAUUUGCUGAAGCACCUUAUAUAGGAAGUGAAGAAAGAACUCUAAUAGAGAAGAUGUUUGGAGGGAAAUUGAAGACCACUAUAUGCUGUUUGAACUGCAAAAGUAUGUCUCAAAAGGAAGAAGCUUUCACAGAUCUCUCUCUGGCUUUCUGUCCUCCAACUUCCUUGCAGAAUGUUGGCGCAAAAUGUAUGGAACGUUCUGAAGUGAAAGAUGACUACAUGGUGCAAAACAGUACUUCAGCAGCUAGUCCUGCUGGAGGAACACCUCUCAAUGAUAUAGAAGUAAAUGGUGGAUGUGACAAAAUCAUGAAUGAAGGAAACAUAAAAGAUUUUUCUACUGAGCCAAACUCUGAGAAUACCACAAAUUCUGAACUCAACAAAGUUCAAGAUAAUAGGGAUAUGUCUCAGAGGCUAGUAGGUGAAAACACCCUGUCAGUUACAGACUUACUGAAUUAUUUUCUGGCACCUGAGAUCCUCAGUGGAGACAAUAAGUAUUAUUGUGAAAAGUGUGCCUCUCUGCAGAAUGCUGAGAAAACUAUGCAAAUCAUUGAGGAACCAGAAUACCUCAUUCUCACACUUCUGAGAUUUUCAUAUGAUCCAAAGUGUCAUAUAAGGCGCAAAAUCUUGGACAAUGUGUCUCUGCCACUUGUUUUGGAACUGCCAGUCAAAAGAACAUCCCCUCUAUCUGUAGUUUCAGGAGGUUGGUCUGUUGGUGUUGAAAUUUCUGAUAUUGGAGAAAAUCUCGCUAAAAAAUUGAAGCCCUCAGGUGCUGAUGAAGUGACUUGCCCACAACUCGUGCCCUAUGUGUUAAGCUCUGUGGUGGUGCAUUCUGGUGUAUCCUCUGAAAGUGGACAUUAUUAUUCAUAUGCUAGAAAUGUUACUGGGUCAGGUCCUUCAGGACUCUGCCACCAGUCUACAGCUCUUUCUUUAGUUUCUCCUCAGGAUAAGUUGUUGACAGAGGAGAGUCCUUGUACUGUUGUAGAAAAUGAGCUGGACACAGAGGUGCCAAGAGAAUGGUUUCUGUUUAAUGACAGCAGAGUGACAUUCACCUCCUUUCAGUCAGUCCAGAAAAUUACCAGUAGAUUUCCAAAGGACACUGCUUAUGUUUUAUUUUACAAAAAACAAAAUAGCACCUGUGGUUUCAGUACCAGUUCGGCAAAUGGACUCUGGAUAAAUGGAGACCCUCCCCUACAAAAAGACCUCAUGGAUGCAAUUACAAAAGAUAACAAACUGUACUUGCAGGAGCAAGAGCUUAGUGCUCGAACACAAGCACUUCAAGCUGCCUCAGCCUCCUGCUCUUUCCGACCCAAUGGAUUUGAUGACAAUGACCCCCCGGGAAGUUGUGGACCCGCAGGUGGAGGCGGAGGGGGUGGGUUCAGUACUGUUGGUAGAUUAGUUUUUUGACUGUGAAGACAACUGGGAAUACACUGGUUCCAAAGCAGCCCAGUACUGCGGAGGACAACUGAAAUAUUGGAACUUUGUCAGAUAUUGUACCAAGUUUUGAGACUUGAGCCUUGUUCAAAAGCAAAUGUUGGGUUUUUUUGGUUAUGUUUUAUUUGAAAUAAAUAAGCGCAUAAUGAAAAAGAACUACCUCUUAAAAAUUCAGUUGCUUUUAUAGUAAGAUAUGCCUGCCCAGAAGUCAGAAAAUGAAGAUUUUAAGUAGUUUCUAAUGACACUGCGUUAAACUGAACACACACAUCAGUUUCUCUUGUCCUCAUCCACUGAAUGAAGAAACUUCGUUUUUUACGCUGACGGUCUUGCUUUAUGUGGAAAUACUUACAGAUAAGCUAAACUACACACGUAGUCUCUCCCCACCACCUUAUUUUCAAAUCCACUACUUUUAUGGAUUUCCAGAGACGAUGCAAUUUAUAAUGAAGGCAAUAACUUAAAUGUGACAUGAUACAUAACUUUCCAGACUAAGAAUUAUUCAAUAUAUUUCCAGUGUAAAUGUAAAGAAGAAAAAAUAAUUUAUAAAUAUUUGCUAAGUUGUUUUCCAAAAAAGUGCAUGUUCUGUAGGAACAAUGUUUUUAAAUAGAAAUUGUUAACUUUGUAGCAUUUCUAAUUGUUUUGAGGAUUAUAAAAUUAUUUCAGGGAAUAUAUCUGCUGUGUAUUGGAAAGGAGGAGAUUCUGUAUGUGCCUUGCAGUACUUUAACUUAAACUUUCUGAGGCUGCAGAAAAGGGGAAAAAUGCGUUAGUCAAUUAUUUUUUUGUCAGUAUUAGAAAUCAGUACACUAUAGGAAGCUAUUAGGUUUCUGGAAGUAAAAAUCUGCUAGUUUGAAAUGCAGUGUGUUGCCCAUUAUUUUUUUUUAUUAUUUAAAAAAUACAUACCUAGUGAUCUAUAACUUUUGUGGCCUGCAUUGCUAAGAAAAAUCUGGUCUUAAGUCCUGAAGUGUGUUUGUGAAAUCACAGAGAGGCUACCUGUAUUGAUUCUUGCUGAGGAUCUAUGCUUCUAAGAGUCCUUUGAAGUUCUGACUUCUGAUUUUUCUUGUAGUGAGAAAUUUCUGGUGAGUUGUGGUUUUAACUGUCUGCAGAAGACCAAAAUGGUGCUUUCUGUGGAGCACUGUUUGCUUAAUUGUUAGGCCAGCAGAGGUUAAGGAUCUACUCUUUAAGUCUUGGCAGAAAUAGCAACUUUGUUUUCCAUGCGCAAUGAGGAUAACAGAAGUAAAGGAGUUACACUGUUGAAUCUGGUGAUUAAUUUUUAACUUGAAUAAUCUUAGUGAAGUGUAAAUUUAUUUAAAGUAUUUUUACAAAAUUAUGCACUGUUUUCCUGUGUUUUUAUAUUCUACUAGGUAACAAAGUGCAUCCUUAAAAAGCAUGCAAACCUGGCAGGUGUGAACUUAACUGUACAAAAAUAAACACAUUUCUUAGAAAAUGCCUUUAAAAAGCAUAAAGUAAGUUCAGAAAAUUAAACCUUGUUCAUAUGUUAUCAAAUACAUGGAGUUUAGUUUGAAAGUUAACUUAGCUUGCAAGCUAUUUUUAUAUUAUCACUAAAACUAUGCUAUUUGCUCUGCUAUAGGUUCAUAUUCUACUGUUCAAGAAAGCUAGAGAAGCUCACUAUGUCUUUAAUAGUUCCCCAGCUUUGUUUUGACCAUUUGUAGUACCUCGGCUUUGACCUAUGCCUUCAUUUCAGCUGUGGAAAUGUGGAAUGUUAUGAGACUAGUGUGAGGAACAUUCUCAUUUCGUUGUGCUUGGACAAGGUUUUCUUUAAAGCUCACUUCGCCUUCCAAUACUCUAACUUUCAGUCUAAGAGGGUUAUUACUUCCUUUUAGGCUUCUUAGCCAGUUAGGUCUGGUUUUAAAACGUUUUGUAUGACAGGUUAAUUUGGCUUUUCUCUCCCAAACUAUGAGGACAUACUAAAAAGCUGUCUACUUUGUGCAUUACAGUGGGAGUAUUUUGUGUUUCUGUAUCCAUUUACUGUUCAUUUUAAAACACUAGUAAAUAAAAGCAGGGGCAGGUGUUUUUACUCUAUAUGAAAUAAUAAUUUUUGUAAAGGUCAGUUUUGGUUUUAUGUUCUCACAGUAGUAAAUAUACAAAUUACGUAGCCUACCUAAAAAUAACAGGCAGUAUGAGUCUUGUAUACCUAUUGUACUAUAUUUCAUGAGCUCUUUGAAGGCUUUCUACAUCCUGUUUGUCUGUUCUGAACUAGGUGUUAAAUAUGGAAAUUUUAUACGAGAGUAAUGCCAAUAUGAUUGGAUCUCCCUAAAUAUAAAAUGAUGGUAUGUCUCAAACUGAAAAUAACUUCUUCCUUUCCCCUUGUUGACUCCUGUUGAUGCAGUCACUUCGGGUUUUACAAAUAGAUUUUUAAAACUCAGAAUGCCUAUUUGCAAGUCUGCUGACCUGACAACCAUCGUAGGCUGAUUCAUACCUAACCUGAAAGGCUUCAAUAAAACUAGUGAAAGUGGAGAAGUAUUUCACGCUCUAAAAUGUACAUCUUUUUUCAUUGUUUACAGUACUGGUGUUAUGCAUGCUCCUAUCCUCUGGACAUAAUGUGAGAGAACAGUGUGCAUAUUUGUUGCCUGUGAGUGAAUGCUGAAGUGUUUGUUUAUUGACCUUUUUGGCUCCAUUCUUAAUUUGUUUUCUAUCUAAGUCAAAUCACUAGAAAGAUACAAAAUACAUAAUACUAUUUCUGAAGCCUAGGUUUUGUUUCCUUUUAUGAAGAAUAUAGUAUUGUACGGAACUAAAGGAUGACGUAUCUUUUCAAAUCAGAUUUCCAUUUAUCAAGACUGGUUGUGUGUUGGUGUUUGUUUGAAUGGCCAGUGGAGUUGUAUUAACUUCCUUCCAUACUGUUAAUUUUGUACAUUUUUUUCAUUUGGAGCAUUAAAGUGAAUUGUUGUUAAUGUCACCACAGAUUACAAUAUCUACAAGCCCAUUUAUCCAAGAUGAGGGGAGAAAAGGCUUCUUUAUAUAACUAAACAAAUCACACCUUCUGGCUAGCUUUUUUUCCUUCCUGUUUUUUCUGCUUUGUUCCCUACUCUGAAAAGUUAAAUAUUUUAUCUUCUCUAUGUGCUGGAAGUAUAAUUUCAUGGCUAAGCCUUUUCUGUCUGUAGCAGUAAGGUGGUUAGUGGAGUCAGAAUACUGAUUUUUUUUUUUAUAUAUAUAUAAAUGACAGGCAAAGGGCAGAAACACUGUGAGCUAAAUGAGUGUUAAAAUAAAAGCAAGUAGGUAUAAACUUCCUGUAAAUAAGAUUUAGAUUAGAAACAAAGUUCCUAAUUACUAGAACUAAUUCUGGAACAGCCUUCCAGGCAGAGGCCUGCUUCGAAGGAAGAGCCAGGUAUAUCUGUGAAAGAAAUUAAAUGCAAAGUGGUGUCUGAAUAGUAGGCAACUAGACUUGAUAAACCAGAGGUCCCUUCUGGUUCCUUCCUAGAGUUUUGGUCUUCUGUUGGGCUUCUCAUCUUGACAGAUGGCCUCUUCUGCUUUUAAGCUUCAAAGAUUAAAGUAUAAAUGAAGGGAAUGCUAAACUACAACAUAACAAGAGCAACAAAGGUUGACUGUUCAAUUUUGGGUGGUGUUGCCCUCUGAUUUAGGAAAGUGAGGCGUAAAAAUUGCAAAGUGGUGGAAAGUGGAAGCUAGGAAGAUUUGUGACCCAAAUAAGUGUGCUCAGUUUCUAACACAAGGGUGAUGUCCUGCUUAACAAUCUACUGUGGGAUGUAAUGGGUUGUAGCACUUGAUAUCAUCAGUAGGCUGUAAUCAAAUGUAAAUUAUUGGACUUACUCAAUGGGUGAGCAAAUAAUCUAUGAUCUAAACGAGAUCAGAAGAGACAAUCUUAAACUUUCAUGUUCCCUACAGCCAGUCAUCAUAGGUCUACCUUAAUCUGAAUUCAUAGCUAUGAGGAAUAUGGUCUUAAAUUGCAUAGGUGUCAGGUCAAAUGUAAUAGUUAAGAACUGAAAAUUGUGUGACUGGCUGUGUACGACACUGUGUUCUGCAUGGACAUAGGAGCUAGUGAGUUAUCCCUGUUUCAGUGGGUUGAAGAGUCUUGGCCUGUGAGUUGAGCUCUGGCUAUGAUCAGUAUACUGGCUGUGAUGUGUAGUGUAGCACUGGCUUACCACAUGCUUUUUAUCUUUUUUCUAAUGCAUGCGCAUCCCCCCCCAUUCACUAUGAGUCUUGCUUUUGCUUGAAUGAAGGUAUCCAGAUCAAAGGGAAAACAAAACUGGCCAGAGUGAAGCAGAGAUUAAAGUUUUUAAAUACAUUAUGCUGCUUUCUUAUUUAGAACAGAAGUAUUUUUUCUAAGUCUGCUGGAUUCUAGGCAGGUAUGUGGAUUUAUGAUACACAUUUCUUGUUGCUGCUUUUUGCGGCAGGGGUCGUGUUUCUAGCAGUCCGUUGUUAAAAGUGCUGGAAUAGGCAUGUCAAAAUGUGCGACCUGUGACUGGGCACCUAAUGUCUUGCUGCCACGUGCAUGGCAAUGCCAGGCUACGUGCUGCUUGCUGUCCCCAGCAACAGCCGUCGGAGAACUGUGACUUGCUGGGCGGCCAGUUGGGACCUUCACCAUCACCUGCAUCUGCAGGUGGGCAGAGGCAGCCCCGGGGUGCUGCCUUGGCAUGUCUCUCUGCAGCGGGGGGCCACAGGAGGAGUUUGGGGUGUGCUAGCUCAAGCAGGGCACAGUCCCCAGCCCCCCCGUCAUCCCGCCAGGCCCAGAGUGGGUAACUCGGGGACCCCUUCCAGCACAGACGGAGACUGGCACCUGUGGAGUGGGUGUGUGGGAAAGGGGGGCAGGGAAGGAGAAGUGCUGGCACAAGACUAAAAUGAGACUACAGAACUGCAAGAAGGAAAGGAUGGCUCCAAUCUGAGUUAACAGUUGCAUAUGUUUUUAACGAUAACUUUACGUGUAUCUGCUGUAAAGUUGUAACUUCAGUGUAAUUCCACCAAAGGAUACUCUGUCAACAAUGCUUUGUUAUCCAAGACUAAUCCUUCUAAAAUUUCCCUUAUAUCAGCAUGGUUGAGGGGAAAAGGCCUCUCAAUAGGCAUGCUGAAAAUACGCUACUGAGGAGAGUAUUUCAGACUGACGUUACAAAACUAAUUCAGCAACAAGAUACGUGAUUGGGCUAGCAGCUGUAUUAUCAGACAGCAUCCUCAAGGCCGGCGGUUUCCAAACUUCUUCCAAUUGCACACUCUUAUCAGUAAAAACUUUGUGUGCAUCCAAUAUAUGUAUAUUUAUUUAUUUAUAAAUUAUAUAUGUAUUACUGUCGUAAUAUAUUAUGUACAUACACAAGUAGAAAUUGGAACAGUAAGAGAUAAAGAAGAAAUAAACAUUAUUUUUAAAUUAUUUAAAAUUUUGUUUAUUAAUGAUAAUAAACCCACUUUCUUCUUGCACCCAAAUGGGUUGUAUUGCACAUCCCCUGGUGUGCACGCACCUCGCUUUGGAGACCACUUCUGUGGGCUAUAUUGAAAAGAGUUUUAACUUGAUGGGAACAGGUAUCAAAAUUGACCUGUUCACAAUAAUGGUUUCUUUUACUCAGUGAAUAUAGACUGUUAUCAUUACUUUAUGCUGCAUGACCAUGUUUUGGAUAUGUGUUUAUUCUGAAUUCUUGUAAUAUUUGAUGCAAGGGCUGUGAACUGUUUCACCAUUUGUUUUCCUACAGUGUGCAUUAAGUGACAAAAAAAGAGGUGUUAGCCUUAAGCGGUUUGCAGAGAUACAAAGCCAGUCCAGUUCUGAGGGGAGGGCAUAACUCUUGCCAAAAGAAGGAAUGUGUUAGUACUUGGCUUUAAAGGUUAGUACCAUUUUUCAACUGACUUGCUCUUUCUCAAGUGUUCUCUGAAGAAUUACAAUAUUUAGUGCUCAACUCUUUCUUUUAAAGUUAUUUAAUUUUCUUACUGUAUCUUUCAUGGUGUUUAUUCUAAUGAACCACAACUGAAAUAAUUUUUGCAGUAUGCCUGUUCUUAAAUCCUGUUGUUGUAAAAUAGCAUAAAUGUUUAAUGGUAUUUCAUAUCAGUUUUUAAAAAUGGUUGGGGCAAAUGAGUGUUUUAUCAUAUAUGUGCUGGGCUGCAAAAAAGUCAAAAUAUGUAUAUUUUUUUUGCCUUGGAAGGUGUCUGAAAGUACCCAAGUUUUCAUGUGUUUGAUUUGAGUUGAAAGAUGGAUAUUCUAGUAAAAUAUAAUGGGGAGAUGGAGAAGAGGUGUUUAAUUAUAAAUUGUAUCUGUAAAGCUCAGAUUGAAGCAUCUCACACAAAAGCAUGGAAAAUAAUUCAGAGCAGAGAACUCCUCAUGGGCCAGCGAGAUCCAGAAAACCAAGUGUAGGCAGUAGCUGAAUUUCAUGUGUAUUUUGGUUGCAGUGAUAUGACAAUGUUUAGUUUCAGUUGUCUUCUCAGUUGGUGUUGUUUAAAUCUCCAAAGAUGAUGAAAUGACCUUCAAUUUGUUGAAUUAAUAAAGACUAUCAUCGUUGGUUAAAAUGCAGCAGUUAUCAAUGAACAUGGAAGGUAUGGCAUGGAAACAUUCAGGCCUCUUGUAAAUAAAGACAAGGUUCUCAAA
Messenger RNA from Tyto alba (common barn owl), 9773 nucleotides. RefSeq names its product ubiquitin specific peptidase 38 (gene USP38). Gene Ontology annotation, cellular component: cytosol; nucleus. Lineage: Eukaryota; Metazoa; Chordata; Aves; Strigiformes; Tytonidae. Bases 101 to 3217 code for a protein of 1038 amino acids. Gene Ontology annotation, biological process: protein deubiquitination; ubiquitin-dependent protein catabolic process. The transcript has 10 exons. Gene Ontology annotation, molecular function: cysteine-type endopeptidase activity; cysteine-type deubiquitinase activity. The record is from RefSeq and is a predicted model, not a curated record.